GAAAGCACUUGCACGAGAGAUAGAGAAGAAGCAUGAAAGGGCCCACACGAUAUUCUUGGAGUCUACUGUCACCUCUGAUGCUUGCUGGAUCCUCGUUCUUCUGGACAGCGGCGAAAACGACGUCGAAGAGAAGUCUCUCGGUUUUUGCGGAGGCAGCACCUAGAAGCUCGCUUCCCCUUUCUGGUUGCUUCGCAAGUGGAAACGGAAGCGGGAAAACCCUGGCGUUUGCGGUGCCCCCCUUCCGUGCAGCCGAUCGGACGCAAGGUUGUGCGACGCAUCGUCUGUCCACCGCAACCCCGAUUGCUACCGAGUCCCACAGCAAAGGCAGCGACAAGAACGAGAACGAAGCCGACCCGGAAUACAGCCCCUGGAACGAUCCGAGAGUUGCCGAGCGAGCAAAGAAAGACAACAAUUCCCACCGUUCGCGACAACACGUCAAUCCUCUGGCAAGAAAAUUUCAGCAGCCCACGGUCUUAUCGGACAAUUGGCCGGUCGACGUGUUUGACGACCUUUCAAAACCAAUCUUCCUAGACAUUGGCUGCUCUCGCGGAGGAUUUCUGCUGGACUUAGCUUCGCAGCGACCCGGUGAUUACAACUAUCUAGGUCUCGAGAUCCGUCCAAUCAUCGUGCACCAUGCCCAGGAACGACUGCGAAAUCGCAAACUCGAGGGGGGCCUCGAUUUUGUAGGUUGCAACGCCAACGUGGAUCUGGAGCGACUACUAACAUUGCUAACAUCGACCUCCGAAAAUCAAGAGGCAACCCGGGGGAACGUAGAAAUGGUUACCAUUCAGUUCCCCGAUCCUCAUUUCAAGGCACGGCACGCCAAGCGGCGAGUUGUUACUCCCGAACUGGUACAGACACUGGCACGCUUUAUGCCGGAAGGAGCAACCGUUUUCUUGCAAUCGGACGUGCAAUUGGUUCUCGACGAAAUGAGGCUACAGUUUCGAGAGCAAGCCGAAUACUUUCAGGAUGCCCACGAGUCCGUGGAAGAGUACAUACCCGAAAACAUACUUGGGAUUCCCACCGAGCGAGAAAUCAGUGUCCUGGAACGCGACCUUCCGGUAUUUCGUGCAACCUUUACUAGGACCGGUGCGAAGGCAGUGUGAGCCGAAUAGUUCUGUUGUAUUGCACGGAACCAGCCGUAGUAAAUUAGAUAAAAUUGU
This is a messenger RNA of Pseudo-nitzschia multistriata, 1163 nucleotides long. The record is from the annotation of a GenBank genome assembly. NCBI's taxonomy places the organism in Eukaryota, Bacillariophyta, Bacillariophyceae, Bacillariales, Bacillariaceae.